CGAACCCCUCUAAAGGCCAUUUCAAACCAGCCCCACCUCCACCUCACCGGAGCGAGACGCCGGCAGGUGAGAGGCCUUCUCCCCGCUCCUCUCCCCUCUUUUCCCGCAACGAGCCGGGGGAAGCACCGGACGAACAGGCCGUGGGGUGUGCACGGAAGGGGAAUGGACUUCACGGAGUCGUACAAGCAGACGGGCCCGUGCUGCUUCUCCCCCGACGCGCGCUUCCUCGCCUCCGCCGUCGACUACCGCCUCGUGGUCCGCGACGUCGUAUCCCUCAAGGUGGUGCAAUUAUUUUCAUGCGUGGACAAAAUAAACUUUGUGGAGUGGGCACCGGAUUCAGAGUAUAUCCUAUGUGGACUUUACAAGCGGCCCAUGGUGCAGGCUUGGUCGCUGAGCCAGCCUGACUGGACCUGCAAGAUCGAUGAAGGAUCUGCAGGGAUUGCUUAUGCUCGCUGGAGCCCUGACAGUCGUCAUAUACUUACUACAUCAGAGUUUCAACUCCGUUUGACUGUGUGGUCUCUUGUAAAUACCGAAUGUGUUCAUGUCCAGUGGCCAAAGCAUGUGUCCAGAGGGGUUUCUUUUACUAAGGAUGGGAAAUUUGCUGCGAUUUGCACCAGACGCGACUGCAAGGAUUUCAUAAAUUUGCUCUCAUGUCAUUCCUGGGGGAUUAUGAGUGUCUUUGCUGUUGACACGUUAGACUUAGCAGGUGUUGAGUGGUCGCCUGAUGACAGUGCUAUCGUGGCCUGGGAUUCAAUUCUUGAAUACAAGGUUCUGAUAUAUUCGCCUGAUGGGAGAUGCCUGUUCAAGUAUUCUGCAUAUGAAAGUGGUUUAGGUGUCAAAACUGUUGGUUGGUCACCAUGUGGACAAUUUUUAGCAGUGGGCAGCUAUGAUCAAGCAGUGCGUACAUUGAACCAUCUGACGUGGAAAACUUUUGCUGAGUUCACUCAUUCAGCCUCUAUUCGAAGCCCCUGUAAUGCUGCCAUAUUUAAGGAAGUGGAUGACCCAUGGCAGCUUGAUAUGUCAGACUUAUGUCUAAGCGAAGGCUUCUCUCGUAACAUGCUAGACAAUGGCGCUGAAAAUGGCACGGAAGGAGGUUCUAGAGUAAAAUAUGCUGUGAUGGACAUUCCAAUCACUCUACCAUCACAGAAACCAGCUAGUGACAAGCCCAACCCCAAACAAGGAAUCGGUAUGCUCUCAUGGAGCAACGACAGCCACUAUUUCUUCACUCGGAACGACAACAUGCCGACUGCUCUUUGGAUAUGGGAUAUCUGCCGCCUUGAGCUUGCAGCUGUUGUUGUGCAGAAAGAUCCAAUCCGCGCUGCUGCCUGGGACCCUACAUGUCCACGCCUUGUCCUGUGCACGGAGAGCCCACACCUGUAUAUCUGGACGCCAUCUGGUGCUUGCUGUGUCAACAUCCCCUUGCCAAAUUUCCGGAUCGUCGACUUGAAAUGGAAUUCAGCUGGAAGCUGUCUCCUCCUGAAGGACCGCGAUUCCUUCUGCUGUGCUGCAAUUGUAUCUGCUCUGCCGGAGGAAGAACUUGAUGAUCAGUCUGAUGAUACUUCUGAAGACGAGUGAUCUUGUAUGUCUUGCUUGCCAUCAAUGGGAAUUCUAGCCAUUAGCUGGUGAAGUACGUUGUAAUAUAGCAGUAGAUGAAUUUGGGGGCAGCAACUUGCCAACUUGUUCUGAUAUGGUAGAAUGGAAAGAGGAAGAUGAUUGUUUCUUGUACUACCACUAUCAUAUAAUUUCUGUUAGAUUCAUUGAAAUUGGUUGAAUUUUGUAGAGAACAUGAAUCCGAUAGAGAAUGGUGGUCAUGCGAACUGAGCAUAGAUAAGGUGGUUGGUUCCUUGUGGUGUAACCAGCUCAUCCAGGUUCAAGUCUCCGACUUGACAUGGAUGCUCGCAUUUUCCUGAA
Molecule: messenger RNA, 1911 nt
Organism: Brachypodium distachyon (stiff brome)
Lineage: Eukaryota; Viridiplantae; Streptophyta; Magnoliopsida; Poales; Poaceae
Product: WD repeat-containing protein WRAP73
Exons: 6
Coding region: 163-1575 (470 amino acids)
Biological process (GO): protein localization to mitotic spindle pole body; microtubule anchoring at mitotic spindle pole body; mitotic sister chromatid segregation
Cellular component (GO): microtubule organizing center; MWP complex; mitotic spindle
Molecular function (GO): protein binding
Source: RefSeq, a predicted model, not a curated record